This is a messenger RNA of Otolemur garnettii (small-eared galago), 1318 nucleotides long. It is a transcript of the gene CD274, whose product is annotated as CD274 molecule. The transcript is spliced from 6 exons. Gene Ontology annotation, biological process: positive regulation of T cell proliferation; T cell costimulation; negative regulation of T cell proliferation. Lineage: Eukaryota; Metazoa; Chordata; Mammalia; Primates; Galagidae. The coding region runs from base 32 to 904 and encodes 290 amino acids. The record is from RefSeq and is a predicted model, not a curated record. Gene Ontology annotation, cellular component: external side of plasma membrane.
GUGUUUUUCAUAAUCAGGUCAUUCCAGAAAGAUGAAGAUAUCUAAUGUCUUUACAUUCACAGCCUACUGGCAUUUACUGAACGCAUUUACUGUCACAGUUCCCAAAGACCAGUAUGUGAUAGAGUAUGGCAGCAAUGUGACAAUUGAGUGCAGAUUCCCAGUAGAAAAACAAUUAGACCUGGUUUCAUUAGUUGUCUACUGGGAAAUGGAGAAUAAGAAAAUUAUUCAGUUUGUUCAUGGAGAGGAAGACCUGAAAGUUCAGGACAGUAGCUACCAUCAGAGGGCCCGGCUGUUAAAGGACCAACUCUUCUUGGGAAGUGCGGCACUUCAGGUCACAGACGUGAAACUGAGGGACGCAGGAGUUUACCGCUGCACAAUCAUCUACGGUGGUGCAGACUACAAGCGGAUUACUUUGAAAGUCAAUGCUCCAUACCGCAAAAUCAACCAAAGAAUUUCCGUGGACCAAGCCACCUUGGAACAUGAACUAACGUGUCAAGCUGAGGGUUACCCCAAGGCUGAAGUCAUCUGGACAAGCAGUGACCAUCGAGUCCUGAAUGGCAAGACCACUAUCACCAAUUCUAAGAGGGAGGAGAAGCUUUUGAAUGUGACCAGCACGUUAAGAAUCAACGCAUCAGCUAACGAGAUUUUCUAUUGCACUUUUCGGAGCAUAAAUCCCGAGGAAAACAGUACAGCUGAGUUAGUCAUUCCAGAAUCACCUCUGGUAUUUACCCCAAAUGAGAGGACCCACCUGAUGAUUGUAGGAGCCUUCCUGUUUUCCUUUGUUAUAAUGUUGAUGGGCAUCUUCUGUUUAAGAAGAAAAGGGGGAAUGAAAGAUGUGGAAAAAUGUUGCAUCCAUAAUACAAACUCAAAGAAGCAAAAUGAUCCACAGUUUGAGGAGACGUAAUCCAACGUGGACGCUUCUGAUCUUCAAGCAGGGAUUCUCAGUCUGUGGUUUGGGAGUUCCUCAGGCCUGAGCGCGACUAGAGGAAGAAAUGAGCCCAUGGGAUAUAGACAGACGAUGUGGCACUUAGAAGGCCCAAACACUAAUGAAAAUGGGAACCUGGGGGAAGAAGGGAAGAACAAAGACAGAUGGAGGAGAAGGGGACCUAAAAAGAGACCUUGGUACUUCAAAAGGACUGAGAGGCUCAUCGGCACACGUGAAAGGGAGAAGAGGCACUUCUGCAUAAGGAGCCUCCCAGCAAAUCAUCCAUGGCUCAUCCCGGGAAAAUGAGUUGAGAAUCCCUGAUGCAAUGGUCAGUUCCUGCAGAAGUGCUCUGCACCUGCACUCAGUGUCUGGAUUUGUCUUUUGUGUGACUAA